Molecule: messenger RNA, 1467 nt
Organism: Sphaeramia orbicularis (orbiculate cardinalfish)
Lineage: Eukaryota; Metazoa; Chordata; Actinopteri; Kurtiformes; Apogonidae
Gene: gdpd3a
Product: glycerophosphodiester phosphodiesterase domain containing 3a
Exons: 11
Coding region: 111-1073 (320 amino acids)
Biological process (GO): glycerophospholipid catabolic process
Cellular component (GO): endoplasmic reticulum membrane
Molecular function (GO): phosphatidylcholine lysophospholipase A1 activity; phosphoric diester hydrolase activity
Source: RefSeq, a predicted model, not a curated record
AUGGGAGAGCUGUGGUGAGGUGAACUAGUGCUUCAUUAACUCAUUUUUACAGCUCUAGAUGCUUCAGGCGUAUCAAGUAAAGAAUGUGGGAUAUGGACACUUUGAUUUAAAUGGGACUAAAGGCAAGGAUGAGUUUUUUGUACUUCAUCCUCCCGGCGUUGGGAGGAUACACCCUCACCUCACUGUAUCUGCUGAAGAACCCUCAUAUUAUCCACAAGAGGAAACGUACAGCCUUCUACUGCACGCACAUCUCCCACAGAGGAGGAUGUGGAGAGAGGAUAGAAAGCACAAUGGAGGCGUUCACACAUGCAGUUGAGCAAGGCACACAGAUGAUAGAGCUGGAUUGCCACUUGACACACGACGGUCAUGUGGUCGUAUCGCACGAUGAGAACCUGCUGAGGCAGACGGGCCAUGACGUCACUAUCUCCUCCCUUAAUUUACAGGAUUUGCCUUUGUACAAGGAGAGACUGGAGGUGACAUUUAAAGCAGGUCACUACAGCAGUGGUGCGGACAGGCAGUUUGCCCUGCUGGAGGACUUGUUCAGGAAGUUCCCAGCGAUACCUGUCAGUAUUGAGAUCAAGGAGAACAACAGUCCGCUGAUAGAAAAGGUGUCUGACCUGGUUAAGCGUUACAACAGGGAGGACAUCACAGUGUGGGCAUCCGUGAACUCCAGCAUCAUGAAGAAAUGCUGCAGAGUGAACGACUCCAUGCCGUACAGUUUCAGUAUGAACCGAGGAGUGCUGCUUCUGCUGCUCUUCUACAGCGGCCUGCUGCCCUUUGUCCCACUGGGAGAAAGUUUAUUACAAUUCUAUCUGCCUCGUGUCAUCAAUAGGACGUUUAUUCCUGAGAAACGCAUCUUGAGGAACAGCCUUCUUGUCUCUUUGUUAGAAAAAGUGACUAUGAGGAGGAGUCUUUUUAAACACCUCGCAGCUCGUGGAAUUCAGGUGCAUUUGUUUGUGUGCAACAAAGAUGAAGACAUAAAGGCUGCAUUUGAAGUCGGAGCCACAGGUGUUAUGACUGAUUAUCCGUCUCUUCUAACCAGCUACCUCUGCAGAAACAGAAGCCAGGAUUGAUCUUUGACACAUCCAGUCGACUAAUAAAGAAAAAGCUCUGUGCUCAAAAACACACAUCCGCACACACACAAGGAAUGUGGCCCAUUUCCUCAACCAUGACAAAAUUAGUCAGAAAUUUGCUGCUGUCAUAACACAUCAAAACAUUCGGCCCAUUAAUCUCACUCCCUAAUCACAUCAUUGUAUGUAUGGAAUUAUCUGUCUGUGGUGUGAUAUGCCUUUGUCUUAUUUCUACAGCCUCCACCCACAUUUUGAGACACAGCCCAGAGGUUAAAUAUCAUUGAUUUCUUUUUGCCCAGCAACAAAUCUCACAGUGCUAGUGUGUUUGUAUAUCCAGCUGGACUAUGUAACCUCAUUUUCAUGAUAAGAAAGUAAAUGUGACUUUGUUUUGACUGUG